Oikopleura dioica is the source of this 1116-nucleotide messenger RNA. Lineage: Eukaryota; Metazoa; Chordata; Appendicularia; Copelata; Oikopleuridae. The record is from the annotation of a GenBank genome assembly.
AUGACAGUGAUCAAAAGGCAGAAUACGUUUCCGCCUUCGAUUUGCGUCGUUUCGAGAGUCAAGUUCUCGACGCUAUUUGUCGGGGAAAAUGAAGAAAUGGGAAUUGAAGUCGAAGAAUUUUUCGAAUCAGAGAUCGAAGAAGCGAAGAACACUCCUGCCAUCCUGUUGAAAUCUGUAGAGAAAUACAGCCCUGCAUACCGAGCAAAUCUUCGUGCUGGGGAUCAACUGACUCAUAUCGGAGGAUUGACAGUAAAUACAGUCGAUUUGGUGCCGUAUAUGCUCAGGCAACACUCCAAAGGCGGCACUCUUAUCCUUGGCUAUCUCCCUGCAACUCGACCGGAUUACAGAAGAAGUUCUCUGCCUAAAAAUCUCGGGGACCUGAGUCAAAACGGCAUUCUCCACCUUCUUUCUGAAGGUCGCGAUAGUCGGUCAACGAUCAAACUGGCGAAGGAGAUUCUAGCGAUGAUCGAGAAAUACCGAAAGAAUCAAGACCACGUAGAGCUACUGACGAAAGUCAAUCCUAAAUUGGCGACGCAUCCGAAACGGAGGGAGCUCGAAAACAAGUACCAAAGCGUCAUCGACGUUCCCUACCAAACUGAAGACGGACUACGCCUAGCUUUCCAAGUCGCCCAAGCUUAUCGCGAAGAAAAUCACGAGAAAAUCCAACUCUACGGGCAGGAACUCUGCGAGGUUCUUUCCAACUAUCCCGAUUUGUACGACUUGAUCUGGGACGAGAUCAGUUAUUUGAUGGGCCGAGAAGCAGCCGCGGAUAUUCAAGGAUUCUACCCGAACAAAAUUGAGAUAAUUUUAAAGAAAGAAGAAGCUGCAGAGCCGGAGAAAAUCCCCCUCACUUUGAAAACGCUCCACUAUCCCCUCAAGGUGAAUGAGAUGGUAGACCUUUUCAAUCGCUCUCCAGAACGCGAAAUUAUCGACGCCGUCCUCAUCGCCGAUGAGUCAACGACGAAAGCAGAUCUUGAAAUUCUCUGGAAGCUGGUCAACAACAACGAAAUCCUAGAAACGCUGACCUGCAGGACUUCAAAAGCCUUUAGGGUUCGAAUCGAGCGCUUCAGAAAAUAUCUCCAAAAGUUUCCUCUUUUGAAGAAAAAGUCCUCCUAA